Clarias gariepinus (North African catfish) is the source of this 3230-nucleotide messenger RNA. It is a transcript of the gene pdk3a, whose product is annotated as pyruvate dehydrogenase kinase, isozyme 3a. Lineage: Eukaryota; Metazoa; Chordata; Actinopteri; Siluriformes; Clariidae. Gene Ontology annotation, cellular component: mitochondrion. The record is from RefSeq and is a predicted model, not a curated record. The coding region runs from base 253 to 1464 and encodes 403 amino acids. The transcript is spliced from 11 exons. Gene Ontology annotation, biological process: protein phosphorylation; regulation of glucose metabolic process. Gene Ontology annotation, molecular function: pyruvate dehydrogenase (acetyl-transferring) kinase activity.
CGCAGUGUCUCACAGCAACCAUUCAGGGACGGGAAAAAAAAACAAUAAGGGACUAUUUUUACCCUUUCUCUUUUAGUGAGAUGGAAGAGGACAAGAGGAAAAUGUCAGUGAUCUCCGAGGAUGCUCUUAUAGUUUUUAAGGAAGUGCUGUGCCUGUAUUUGCGGUUUUGAUGCUUUAGAUUGCAGGAACGGAACAGAACCAUUAGCCUGUGAUUAGCUGUGGAUAAUAAAAAGCGUUUUUAUUCCCAUCACCAUGAGGCUGUCUGCGGUUCUCCUGAACUCCUCUGCGAAAAUAGAAUACUACUCCAGAUUUUCACCUUCUCCGCUGUCCAUCAAGCAGUUCCUCGAGUUUGGACGGGACAAUGCGUGCGAGAAGACCUCGUACAUGUUCCUGAGGAAAGAGCUCCCAGUGCGACUGGCCAACACCAUGCGCGAGGUCAACCUGCUGCCCGACAAACUGCUGACCCAGCCCUCGGUCAGACUGGUGCAGAAAUGGUACAUGCAGAGCUUUCUGGAGCUGCUGGAGUAUGAAAACAGAAGCUCAGACGACCCGCACGCCCUGAACGACUUCCUGGAGAUUCUCAUCGAGAUCAGGAACAGACACAAUGACGUGGUUCCCACCAUGGCCCAGGGCGUGAUCGAGUACAAGGAGAAGUUCGGCAUCGACCCGUUUUCCAGCUCCAACAUUCAGUACUUCCUGGACCGCUUCUACACCAACCGAAUCUCUUUCCGCAUGCUGAUCAACCAGCAUACUCUCCUGUUUGGUAACGACACAAACCCGGCGCAUCCCAAACACAUCGGCAGCAUCGAUCCCGCGUGUAACGUCGCCGACGUGGUUAACGAUGCCUACGAGAUGGCUAAGAUGCUGUGUGAGCAGUACUACCCCACUGCCCCGGGGCUGAAGAUUAAAGAGUUUAACGCUAAAGCUCCUGACAAGCCCAUCCAGGCCGUGUAUGUGCCGUCUCAUCUGUUCCACAUGCUGUUCGAACUCUUUAAGAAUUCGAUGCGGGCCACGGUGGAACAUAAUGAAGAAAAUAAAGAUGAUCUUCCUUUUAUUAAGGCUAAAGUGACCUUGGGGAAAGAGGAUCUCUCUAUAAAGAUCAGUGACCGGGGUGGAGGCGUCCCUCUGCGGAAGAUUGACAGGCUCUUUAAUUACACCUACUCCACCGCCCCGACCCCAAGCUUAAACUCUAAACGCGUCCCGCUGGCUGGGUUCGGUCACGGCCUCCCCAUCUCCAGACUCUACGCUCGCUAUUUUCAGGGGGAUUUGCAGCUCUACUCGAUGGAAGGCGUCGGCACGGACGCGGUCAUCUACCUGAAGGCUCUCUCCAGCGAGUCGUUUGAGCGGCUGCCGGUGUUUAACAAGUCGGCCUGGCGCCACUAUCAGGGAGGUCCGGGGGCGGACGACUGGAGCAACCCGAGCAAAGAGCCGCGGGACACCUCCAAGUACAAAGCGAAGAGAUAAAUCCACCACCAGGGGCACCAGACCAGCAGACCACCAGAGCAUUAUCUCACUCCUUCCCUCACACCUCCGAGUGUUCUCUUUUGGUGUAUGUGUGUGUGUGUGUGUGUUUGUGCAUGGGUGGUUGUGUGGGUCAGCAUCCCUCAGCACAUCUGCCUUUUUUUUUCCUUCUUCUAAAACGUCAGUCCCAGCGCCCCCUGGUGGUGAGAGAGAACAGAGUUCAGCAUGCUUCAGCUGUAGUAACGUCACCUCUCUUUACCUUACGAACAGAAGGGGAAAGUAGGGUAGCACAUCUCACACACACACACACACACACACACACAUACCACAUUCCAGUAUCUUAACGGUCAGAUUUACAGAAUUCGAUAUCAGUCAGCUCUCGUAACCUUCACGCCGUAGACGAGCGAGCGAGCGAGAGCGCCGUGACGGAGGGAAGAUAUUUAACGCCUAAGGUUUCAGGAGGAGAUUCUACAGAAAAAUCAGAUCCAAGAAACAUGCACACGAGUUAUACUUCUACAGACUCCAAUAUUGCGUUCUUGAUUUCAAAAUUAUUUAUUAGGUGCACUUUGAAGGGACGUGCAAAUAACUGAGCUUUGACUGCCAUUAAUUAAAGAGAAAAGGUUUCAGGGUAUUACAAAUGGAAAAUAUACAUAAAAAAAAGUGUUUACAUGUUUUUAGCUUUCCCCUUUGUUGUUGUUUUUGUUGUUUUAUGCCACUAACAUCCAUCGAAGUGUACGAAAUAUAAAUUAUUCCAAAACCACUAGCAAUACGCCAGAAUGAACAACUCAGCACUAUAAAGAUCCAAUCUUAAAUUAUUUGUGAAUUGGCAGAAAAGAGAUUUUAAAAUAUUAUGAAUCAUGAUUUGUCCAUUUUAUAAUAUUUUUUAAAAUUAUUUUAUUUAUGGCCUGCUCAUUUUGUCCCCGUUAGCACUGCAGAUCAGAUGCUAGUUAGCAAUCUGCUAAUCUAAUCGCGAUCGAUUUAGUUUAUUGGAAGGAGCUGAUUUUAAAAUUCAUUCCUAUUCCUGACCUGAUUACAUUCUUUAAUGAAGUAAUUUAACAUUAAUAAACUAACGAAUGAAUGAAUUAAAACGUGAUUUUAUUCCUCUGCUUAGCCGAAGCCAGCAUGUAUGUAGCAAAUCAGUCUUAAGAUAGGCGUGUAUGUACACCACAGAGUCGUGGUUUAGUUCCCCUUUCUGAUUAACCUUUCUAACCAGCAUGGUGAUGUCAUGGCGUCAGCCAAUCAUAAUAAAGGGUUUGUAUUAACGCUGUCGUACCGCCGUAAUAGUGAUAGGUUAACGUUUAAGUGUUAACAUUUAAGGAAGGAGUCUCCAGUGUCAGACGAAGUGAGCUGUACAUGUAUUCACCACAGAGGAGUUUACACUUUAUCUUAGCCUUUUUUUUUUUCUUUUAAGUUUCAAGCUGCUGUGACGUGUACUGUAAGUGACGCGUAACUAUAAACAGCUAAACAGUGUAACUUGUCGUUCUUUAGUGAGUAGAAAUCUGCUGACGCAUCGCUGUGGUAUAUGAGGAAUAAAACAUUUACAGGAAUAUGAUCACCUUCAGGAUGGAUCAAGUGUCUCUGCAUUGUUGGUUAUUUUCCUAAAACCCCACAGAAACGUUUCUCAUCAGUGCGCUGGAUCUCCCAGCAUGCUUUUAGACAGAGAUCUAAAUAAUUGACAUGAUCUGCUCAGCCUUUCUUGUGUUAUUGUGUUUUGUAGUGGUUUAUUGUGUCAUGCAGUGUGACCACUUCAAUAAAACCUUGUCUCGAAA